Molecule: messenger RNA, 2311 nt
Organism: Balearica regulorum gibbericeps (East African grey crowned-crane)
Lineage: Eukaryota; Metazoa; Chordata; Aves; Gruiformes; Gruidae
Source: RefSeq, a predicted model, not a curated record
GGCGACUGUGGUGCUCUGGAGCUGGGGAGUUUAGUGCGGGCCCGGCUUUCUAAGGGACUCGCUUCUCGGACAGUCGUUGUUACUGCGAGUUUCCUCCUCCUCGCUGCAUCCCCUGAUGAUGUACGGAGGGGUCGGAGGUUCUCGACGAACUGCAGAAGAAGCAGGCCCGCCGCCCCUAAUGUUGUUGUCAGGCGGGGGAGCGGUCCCCGGGCCCCCCGGAGGAGGUGGAGGAGGAGGUGGAGGUGGGAGUAGCCGUGUGGAGCUGCUGGUGUUCGGCUAUGCCUGCAAGCUGUUUCGAGAUGAUGAGAAGGCUCAGUACCAGGAGCAGGGGCGACACCUUAUUCCUUGGAUGGGAGACCCCAAGAUCAUGAUCGAUAGGUACGAUGGGCGUGGUCACCUACAUGACCUCUCUGAAUAUGAUGCUGAAUAUUCCACGUGGAACAGAGAUUAUCAAUUGUCAGAAGAGGAAGCUAGAAUAGAAGCCCUCUGUGAUGAAGAGAGGUAUUUAGCCUUGCAUACGGACUUGCUUGAGGAGGAGGCGAGGCAAGAGGAGGAAUAUAAAAGACUGAGUGAAGCUUUGGCAGAGGAUGGUACUUACAAUGCAGUGGGAUUCCGUUAUGGCAGUGAUUAUUAUGACCCUUCAGAACCCACUGAGGAGGAGGAGCAUCAGCCUGCAAAACAAAGAGAAACAGCUCAGACAGAAAAUGUAGAAGAAAAUGAAGAACCUUUUGUUGCCCCUCCGGGACUGAAUGUACCUUCUGACGUGGAACUGCCACCAACAGCAAAAAUGCAUGCGAUUAUAGAACGAACUGCAAACUUUGUCUGCAAGCAGGGAGCACAGUUUGAGAUUAUGCUAAAAGCCAAGCAAGCACGCAACUCCCAGUUUGACUUCCUGCGAUUUGAUCACUACCUCAAUCCCUACUACAAAUUCAUUCAGAAGGCUAUGAAAGAGGGACGAUAUGCUGCUCCUUCUGAAAAUAAAGCAGACGAGAAAAAACGUAAAGCCAAAUCUGAGGAAGAAGACGAUGAUGACGACGACGAUGAUGGAAAUUAUCUGCAUCCGAGUCUCUUUGCAUCUAAAAAAUGCAGUAGGCUUGAAGAGCUCAUGAAGCCUUUGAAGGUGGUAGACCCUGAUCAUCCACUUGCAGCACUGGUGCGCAAAGCACAAUCAGAUAAUAACUCGUCUACACCGCAGUCAACAGAUGGGGCAGCUGUACAGACAUCACAAGCAGAAUAUUCUUCUGAUUCAACUGUGGCAGCCAUGUAUUAUAGUUACUAUAUGCUACCCGAUGGAACCUAUUGCCUUGCACCUCCACCUCCAGGAAUAGAUGUUGCCACCUACUACAAUGCAUUGCCAGCAGGCGUGACUGUAUCAAGCACUACAGGGGUAGCAACAGUACCUCCACCCCCUGGUACAACACCUCCACCUCCCCCAGACACAACCGAUAGCAGCAGUGCGUUGACUUCUACCACAACAUCUACAAGCACAAUUGCUCCAGUGGUUGCCAUUAUACCUCCACCCCCAGAUAUCCAACCUGUUAUUGAUAAGCUAGCUGAGUAUGUUGCUAGGAAUGGGAUAAAAUUUGAAACCAGUGUUCGUGCCAAGAAUGAUCUCAGAUUUGAGUUCCUGCAACCGUGGCACCAGUAUAAUGCUUAUUAUGAAUUUAAAAAACAGUUCUUCCUUCAAAAAGAGAGCAGUGACAACUGUCAGGGAGUAUCUUCAUCUGAAGAUGUUCCAGCAGAUUCUGCCGGUGAUACACCAAGUGAGACUCAAUUUGCAGAUGAACAUGCACCUGAAGAUGCAUCCGAGCCAAGUGCUAAGGGAGUUCCAGGAACUAAAAAGGAUGUUCCUCCUAAAACUGUCAGUGAUGGUAAAUUGGUGAAAGCAUCAUUUGCUCCAAUAAGUUUUGCAAUCAAGGCCAAAGAAAAUGACCUUCUUCCUUUGGAGAAAAACCGUGUUAAAUUAGAUGAUGACAGUGAUGAGGAGGAAGAAGAGGGCAAGGAAGGCCAAGAGAAUGCUAAUAGUGCUUCAAACCAUACUCCAGCUGUUACCACACCUUGUACUGCUGCUGAAGAGAAAAAACCUCAACUUACACAGGAGGAGCUGGAAGCUAAACAAGCAAAGCAGAAACUAGAGGAUAGAUUAGCAGCUGCAGCAAGAGAGAAGCUUGCACAGGCCUCCAAAGAAUCAAAAGAAAAGCAGCUACAAGCAGAGCGCAAAAGGAAAGCUGCACUGUUCUUGCAGACCCUGAAGAACCCUCUGGCAGAGGCAGAAACUGAGAAAAUUGAAGAGAAUUCCUUCAGUAACGAG